GUGUGCCGCAUGCAUCCCUCGGUGCAGUGCCUGACGCUCGGCCUCGAACGAAUAAAGGGGCAGCCUGCAGUCCCCCUAAUGUCACUGUGAUCCAACCAUCAUUGUUAUGUCUUCCCCGGCGGCGAGCGACAGCGGUGACUUUGGCGAGAAACCGCCCGCUUUCGACACCCGUUCACUGACGUCGGCGACUGGGACUACCUCGAUGAGGACGACGAUGAUCCCGACGACAAGGAUACGCCUCGCACCCUCGUCGAGCUCCGUAUGUGUGCGCUGAGCGCGGCUAUCCGUGAAAAGGUCGACUGGCAUGUCAAGUAUCGCGACGAGAACAUACGGAACAGGUGGGCGCAAGAGAUCCCGACCAACAGCAAGAGUGCAUGAAAGUCUGCAGCUCACGGAUAACAUGAUAAAGUAUGUUCUGGCUGAGCUUGACGCAUACGCUACUCUCCGUGACCCAAGCACAGGCAUCGAGCCCGGCCCGUACGAGCGGACAUGGAAGUCUGACCAGCUCAUACCUGCCGAAUUGAAGUCGGAACUGCUGUCUGCGGUCGCCCCCCUCGAGUCGAUCCCCGACGCCGAGAAGGACUGGCACCCGGGAUCAGACGGCAAAGUCUUGGAUCUCGUCCACCCGUCGCUGUAUCCGCUCGUCUACGGACGUACAGCCUCGACGUCCGGUGAACUGUUCGAGCCUCGUAUAGACGACGACAUCGACCCUGUCUUCGCGUCCGAGCGUUUCCAAUGGCUGCCGUCGGACUUCUACGUCGCUGACGACGGAGCCGUCAAGCUGAUGUCGUCUUAUAUCAACAACGUCCAUCCAGAGGAUCAUGUAGCCCUCGACAGGGUUAUACCCAAAGUACUCGAGCGUGCGGUACCCAUGUUCGAGUGGGUGUUGUCCGAUCUUGCACGCGAGACACAGCUGCCGACGCGAAUGGAUCUAAAGGAGCGCAGGUUUCCGACUUGUAUAUGGGAUACUGCUAUGGACACCGAAGUUCGCCGCCUCGAGCUAGCGAGAAAUCCUGACGAUCCGUGGGUUGACUACUACCGGCAACUCAAGUCCGUCUACUUAGACAAGCAGCCCAAGACAUGGCCGGAUAGCAAGCCGGAGUACGAUGGCGGCUUGGACCAAAUGAACAAAACCAUAAAUCUGCGGGGUCAAACAUUGCAGAUUAUCGUCAAGCUGGCGAAUAUUGUCCUGACCCCGGACAAGCCUGAGUACGAUGGCGGAAAGUGGCACGUAGAAGGUUGCCUGAGAUCUCUUCCCGCUGAUUGGCAACCUUAUUAUGACUGUGAAAACAUGUCGGAAUCGACUCUUUCCUUCCGCAACGCCGUCAACGAGCCUCGGUAUCACGGUCAGGAUGACAGCUAUUGCAUGAUGCACCUCUACGGCAUCUGCCGAGACGACCGCUGUGUGCAAGACGUCGGUAAGGUCGUCACGAAACAAGAUCGGUGUAUCGCGUUCCCGAACCUAUACCAACACCUCGUCUCGCCCUUCCGGCUAGUCGACCCCACCAAGCCUGGCCAUCGCAAGAUCCUCGUAUUCUUCCUCGUAGAUCCUCACAUCAAGAUCCCGUCCACGUCCGUCGUGGCGCCGCAGCAGGCAUCGUGGAUACGACGCGCCCUUCCGGGAACUGUGCUGUGGGAGCGUCUGCCCCUCGAAUUGCAGGAUAUCGUCUUGAGCUACACGGACCUCAUGACGGAUCAAGAGGCGAAGGCGUACCGGGAGGAGCUCAUGAAGGAGCGCACGGCAUUUGUCGAGACCGUCAACGAGAACCGCUUCGGGCAUGAGUUCAAUAUGUGUGAGCAUUGAAUGGUUUGGGCUUUUUUGCAAGAUCAACGGCCGCUGAGGGUAAGACUGCAUGUGUUAGUAGCAUGGACCGUCAGUAGCUGCGAAGUCGCCCUAUCGUUUAUUACGCGUUCAACAUGGGCAUCACCACUACAACUACGGUGCACUCUUUGUGUCUUGACCCUUUUUGUGAGAGUCGUACAGUAUUGUGCAAUACGAAUGCCAGCAAGCCUGU
Messenger RNA from Fomitopsis serialis, 2015 nucleotides. RefSeq lists its product as uncharacterized. Lineage: Eukaryota; Fungi; Basidiomycota; Agaricomycetes; Polyporales; Fomitopsidaceae. The coding region runs from base 305 to 1804 and encodes 499 amino acids. The transcript has 7 exons. The record is from RefSeq and is a predicted model, not a curated record.